Rhagoletis zephyria (snowberry fruit fly) is the source of this 840-nucleotide messenger RNA. RefSeq lists its product as uncharacterized. Lineage: Eukaryota; Metazoa; Arthropoda; Insecta; Diptera; Tephritidae. The record is from RefSeq and is a predicted model, not a curated record.
AUGACCAGAACCAACAACAUUAAUACACUCUCCAACGUUUCCCCCUAUUUACUUAAAAAGGCUGUCGACAUUACGUGCAGUGGUGAGGUUGAAGGAUGUGUCAUUUACUGUAACGCCCACCGUGACAUCCCCCAAGACGAAAUUUUGGAGGAACUUAAAUCGCAAAACGUGUGCCAAGAGGAAAAAAUCCUUAAAAAAGAUAACAAUACCUUGAUAGAGACGGGACUAGUGAUCUUAACAUUCAAUUCAACUACAUUACCAGAAGAUAUUCGUAUUGGCUAUGAAAAACUCAAUAUCCGACCGCAUAUACCGCGACCACUCAGAUGCAACAAUUGCUUUUACUAUGGACAUAUCUCAAAAUUCUGUAAAAAUAACAAAACAUGCCCUUUCUGUGCAAAAGACUACCAUUUAAAUUCAGAAAGUAAAGAAGAGUGUAGAAACACUAAACUGUGCAUCAACUGCACUAAAUCCAAAAUUACUCCAAACGACCACGCAGCUAUUGACAAGAAGUGUCCCAUAUUUAUUAAACAGCAAGAGCUGCAAGCAAUAAAAACAACACUCAAAGUUGAUAACAAGACUGCCUUCACCAUUUAUCAAGAACGUCACCAACACGAUCAUGCCACAUACCUUUCUGUUAUUACCACCCAGCCACCGAUUGAAGCUAAUAGCCAAUCUCAACCAACAACCGUAUUACCACCGUUUCCACCUCGACCAGCUCAACUCAACUCACCCAUCAGCACUACAAAUCAACACGGACGGCCAGUCGCCACUUACAGCGAUGUUGUAAUUGACUCCGACUCUGAACCAAAUUCAACUAAACAAACCAAGUACGAAAACUAA